This is a messenger RNA of Bacillus rossius redtenbacheri, 522 nucleotides long. RefSeq names its product merozoite surface protein 2-like. The record is from RefSeq and is a predicted model, not a curated record. Lineage: Eukaryota; Metazoa; Arthropoda; Insecta; Phasmatodea; Bacillidae. The transcript is spliced from 2 exons. The coding region runs from base 1 to 522 and encodes 173 amino acids.
AUGGGGGCGGCCGAGGUGGGCGGCGGCAUCGUGGUGCCUUUGUGGGCCGCACCUGUCGCCAUGGGGGCGGCUGAGGUGGGCGGCGGCAGCAGCGUCGCGGCGCAUUCAGCAGCAGGCGGCGCGCCCAAAGUGGCACGCGUGGCUGGCACGCCCCCUGUGACGUACGCGGUGGGCGGAAGUGGCACGCCCCCUGUCACGUGCACAGCGUGCGGCAGUGGCACGCCCCCUGUCACGUGCAUGGCGGGCGGAAGUGGCACGCCCCCUGUCACGUGCGCGGUGGGUGGAAGUGGCACACCCCCUGUGAUGUACGCAGCGGGUGGAAGUGGCACGCCCCCUGUCACGUGCGCGGCGGGCGGUAGUGGCACACCCCCUGUGACGUGUGCGGCGGGUGGAAGUUUCAAGCCCCCUGUGCCGUGCGUGACCGGCGUGAGUGGCACGCCCUUGUUGGCGUGCAUGACUGGCGUGGGUGGCACGCCCUUGGUGAUGUGCAUGGCUGGCACGGCCUUGGUGACAGUGGUGUGA